CUGGACCGUUAGAAUCAAGGCCGGGACCUGAUGCCUUCUCAUUUUUCCUCACCACUGCACCCUCUGAGGGCAGAUUCCGAGAAGCCAUGAUGCCAAUUCCUGAGCAUCAAGACCAUCCCUUGAUUUUGAUAAGAAUGUUCAAGAACCCAAGAUUGUUGACGUUGACGUGCAGCCCGGCAGGCAAUUAGGGGACCCCUGUCCGAAACGCUGGAGCAGCGCACGAGCCCAUCCUUGACAGCCCAAACCCCGCCAUUGGUUUCUCCAUAACGGCUUUCAGCGUGUGUCUGGGGAGAGCUCACCUCCGACCCGACCCCGCUGGACGUUGGACUGCCCAAAGGUCACCUACAAGCUACAGCUGAUAUUCAAACCAAAGAAACCAUUCGUCACAAUGGCUUCCCAAGACCCCUUCGACUGUGCACUGGACCUCCUCCGCCGCCUCAACCCAAAACACACCGGUGACCACCUCUCCAACAUCAUCUCCCUCCACCCCGACCUCGCCGAAGAGCUCCUCUCCUCUGUCGACCAGCCACUUACCGUCCAGCGCUGCAAGCAAACCGGCCGUGACUACCUCCUCUGCGAUUACAACCGUGACGGCGACUCUUACCGCUCCCCCUGGUCCAACCAGUUCGACCCCCCCCUCGACGAAGCCGGCGCUGGCGGCGUUGGCGCAGGAGGCAGCAAUGAAGGCGCCGGCGAGGGUGCCGUUCCAGGCGAGCGUGUAAGAAAAAUGGAAAUCAAGGCCAACGAGGCGUUUGAUGUCUACAGAGAGCUGUACUACGAGGGGGGGGUGAGCUCGGUUUAUUUCUGGAACUUGGAUGAUGGGUUUGCUGGUGUGGUGUUGUUGAAGAAGGCCUCCCCACAAGGCGACGCUACCACCUCAGGUGUCUGGGAUUCGAUCCACGUCUUUGAAGCCUCUGAGCGCGGUCGCACCUCCAACUACCGCCUCACCUCCACCGUCAUCCUUACCCUUGCUACCAAGGGCGCCUCCCUGGGCGAAGUUGACUUGUCCGGCAACAUGACGCGCCAGGUGGAGCAGGACCUUCCAGUUGACAGCGACGAGAGCCACAUUGCCAACAUUGGCCGCCUUGUCGAGGACAUGGAGCUCAAGAUGAGGAACCUGCUGCAGGAGGUCUACUUUGGCAAGGCGAAGGAUGUGGUGGGUGAUCUGAGAAGCAUUGGCAGCUUGAGCCAAGGGCAGAAGGACAGGGAGACACAGAGGGAGCUGAUUGGGAGUAUGCGGAGAUAGAACCAGGGGGAAGAUGUGUUGUGAUGCAACGAAGUGGUAAUGAGGAGGCAGGCGCUCAUGUAGAUUUGGUUCGUUGUCUUUGAAUUAGCGACAUCGAGGUUUGACAUCUUUUUUUAUUCAUUUUUAAAAAACAAAGACAAAGCUGUUGACAUCAUA
Messenger RNA from Podospora bellae-mahoneyi, 1402 nucleotides. It is a transcript of the gene CAP2, whose product is annotated as F-actin-capping protein subunit beta. Gene Ontology annotation, biological process: cell morphogenesis; barbed-end actin filament capping; actin cytoskeleton organization. The record is from RefSeq and is a predicted model, not a curated record. The transcript has 3 exons. Gene Ontology annotation, molecular function: actin filament binding. Bases 389 to 1246 code for a protein of 285 amino acids. NCBI's taxonomy places the organism in Eukaryota, Fungi, Ascomycota, Sordariomycetes, Sordariales, Podosporaceae. Gene Ontology annotation, cellular component: actin cortical patch; cytoplasm; F-actin capping protein complex.